Exophiala aquamarina CBS 119918 is the source of this 1020-nucleotide messenger RNA. RefSeq lists its product as uncharacterized. The coding region runs from base 85 to 1020 and encodes 311 amino acids. The record is from RefSeq and is a predicted model, not a curated record. NCBI's taxonomy places the organism in Eukaryota, Fungi, Ascomycota, Eurotiomycetes, Chaetothyriales, Herpotrichiellaceae. The transcript has a single exon.
CCUGCGCCACCACCCAUCCAGAUACGACAGGCCAUCGAUGAAAUCUUAGCCCUGCUUGUUCAGAUCCGCCACAAACUCACAACCAUGAUCAACUGGUAUAUCUAUCCAGAGAUUGUUCCUAGUGAGAUCAAGGCAUAUGAACCACGACUGAUUAUCCUCCAAGAACGUCUGAGAGCACUCGGAACCAUAUCAUAUGAGGAACUUGCCAAUCUGGUGGAUGGAUCUGAUGGCCUAGCCUCGCAGUAUUUGUUCCAGAUUGUGGAGCAACUUCUUAACUCGGUGACUGGAAUCGAAACAAUUUUUGCCAAUCACUAUGAUCCAGAUCUUCAUACUCGCAAGCCUUUGGGCACAGUCUGGCUAACACUAGACUACCGCGCUCAGCAAUUGAAACUUGUGGCUGGCCAGCCUAUGAUCAAUCCCCGCCGCUUGUUUCCUGAAGAUUACCGCGGCGCAAACGUGUUGGGCAAGUUGUGUCGCGGCGCGGUACAAAUGAUCAAUAACCGGGAUCGCGGCAAGAUUUCCUUCGUCGAGAAAAAGGAUCUGACAGAAGAAAACAAUCGUAAGCUGAGAGACUUUGGUGGCGCAUUCUUGUACUGGGAAUGUGCGGAUUGCGCAUAUAAAGUGCGGUAUCAUGUUAGUAACUCCAUGACUUCGAACAUCCACACGACAGAUGAGAUCCGCGACCAUUUGUCGACAGCUAUUCAGUAUCGAAGUUCAUUCCUGGCGAGAAGUCACUUGUACAUACCGCAGGCUGCCACAAACCAGAUAUCUGUGGGAAGACGUGAGAGUGGGACCAUCUCGUCAUCCACGAUGAAAUUAGGGUGUCUAUUCUGCGCAUCCAAGGGCAAAGAAUUAAAGCGUGGAACCACGGCGUUUGCGCGGCCGGAGGAUUUGGCGGAGCAUAUUGGCUCAUACCACAGGAAGCCAAUUCCUCCGAGCAUAUUGCUCCACAAGUAUCUAGUAGCGAUGGCUGGCAAGAUGGUCAAUGACCGGAUGCGAUGGGAUUUGAAUUUUCUGUGA